CUGCCUAUUGCUCAUUUCAAUGACAAAACCCAUUCUUUCUUUUUACCUCUUUCUUCAGUACUCUGUUUUUCCUCUUUUCCCUUUAUUUAUUCAUCAAUAGAUUCUCCUUAUAACCUCUCCAAACUGCCUCUCUUCCCUUCCGGCCUCUUCCUCUUCUUUCAAAAUAAGAAGACCCAUUUCUUCUUCUUCCCUUGAAACUUUCUUGCAAGCUCAGAAAUGUCAAGUAGAGCAAGUAAGCGAGUGAGUUUCAGCCCAGAUGUUAAUGAUAAACCACCAGUCUUUGUCAAACAUGGAGGCAGUAAAAAAUUAGGUGGAAGCAGGAGGCGAGUCAGCGUUGGAAUUUUCAGCUUUAGAGUACCCAAGAGCUCAGAAUUUUCGCCAGGAAGCUUUCUCAGGCGUCUCGGUGCUAAAAUGGCAAGAACUCGCUGUUUUCUGUCCACCCCAAAGAGAUCUUCGUGUAAAGUUUCUUCAUCCACUCUGCAAAGAUCAAGGUCUUUAGCAGACUCAAUCGACUCUCACAGAACUGAAGCUAUCGAAGAUUGCAUCGAGUUCUUGAAUACUUCUUCCUCAAUUUCAAGAUCAAACUCAGUUUCUGCAAGUUCUUGCUAGAACUUCUGCAGCAAAUGGACAAAGCAUAUAAAGGUAACCAACAAAUAGUAUCAUUUUAACAGGUUUUUAUCAGAUGCCCUGCAAGUUCCUUGCAGUACAAUUAGUGACUAUAGCUCCACUGAGCCGCAUCAAGCUGACGUAGAGAAAGAGGAUGGCAUUGAGAAAGCAAGGAAUGUCUAAGAGAGGAGCUAAUGGGUCAGUUGCCUGUAAGAAGUUUUAGCUAAGAUAUAGGACAAAUAGCAGUAAACACGUGUUGUGAUGAUUGCAUUAUAAAACAAACUGCAAUUUUAUGAUAAAAUGCCGUGCGCCUCUGUUUAUGCUUGAAACAUGCAGGACUGGUUAAACAUGUUGUGU
Molecule: messenger RNA, 963 nt
Organism: Mangifera indica (mango)
Lineage: Eukaryota; Viridiplantae; Streptophyta; Magnoliopsida; Sapindales; Anacardiaceae
Product: josephin-like protein
Exons: 1
Coding region: 217-609 (130 amino acids)
Source: RefSeq, a predicted model, not a curated record